AUGCCUAACCUGACAUCCGUUGUCACCGGCGCUGAAUCGACCGCCACUGGGCCCAAAACGCCAGCCCAAUCAUUCUACCAACAGUAUGCCACCGCGCUCACCGCCAAAGACCUGAGCGACGGAGAUAUCCCCCAAUUCUACGCCGACAAUGCUGUUUUUCACAAUCAGAACGGUGUGGAUUACAGCGGUGAUCAAAUCUGGCCUUGGAUCAAGCAACUCUUUGGACAGUUCGAGAAGGUCUCGCAUGACUUUGUGACCAUUUGGGAGAUUCAAAACGACGACGGGACUGUCGACCUGAUUUCUAAUGUCGUCCGUCAUCUCUGGGCCGCUGGCAGCAACUGCGACAAACCCACCGUAAGCGUCCCUCUAUCGAUGGUCUGCAAAAUCAGUCCCAACAACGCGCCGAGGACGGUGGGCGGCCUACAAUUCAAAGAGGUCUGGCUCUAUUGGGAUACCUACAAGCUUCUGCCGUACUUCUCUGAGGACUCGAUCUUGUUUCGCCCUAGGAACUCUUUCCAUGAGAAAUAA
Messenger RNA from Penicillium hordei, 528 nucleotides. RefSeq names its product nuclear transport factor 2 family protein. The transcript has a single exon. NCBI's taxonomy places the organism in Eukaryota, Fungi, Ascomycota, Eurotiomycetes, Eurotiales, Aspergillaceae. Bases 1 to 528 code for a protein of 175 amino acids. The record is from RefSeq and is a predicted model, not a curated record.